Messenger RNA from Staurois parvus, 296 nucleotides. NCBI's taxonomy places the organism in Eukaryota, Metazoa, Chordata, Amphibia, Anura, Ranidae. The record is from the annotation of a GenBank genome assembly.
CCAGGACCCUGCAUUCACUAUACAUGGUCUCCCACAGUACACAGAAUAUGGAAAUGCAAUUAUUGUAGUAAACAUAAACUGCUAAUUAUCUGUUUUCAUCAGCAGUUAGAGCAGUCUUGUGACUUCUAUCAGUGUCCAGCUGAGCACUGGUUAAAGCUUGGGGGAGUUUUCUUUCUGCUCUAGGAGGAUUCAGAAUCCCUGACCUCUGUGUGGACAGCACUGAUUGGCCCUGUGCUGAUUACAUGCAUUCUCCCAAGGAAAAAAACCCCUCUAGCAAUACACACCAAAAUGAGCAU